This is a messenger RNA of Lemur catta (Ring-tailed lemur), 4435 nucleotides long. It is a transcript of the gene FANCA, whose product is annotated as FA complementation group A. The record is from RefSeq and is a predicted model, not a curated record. Gene Ontology annotation, cellular component: Fanconi anaemia nuclear complex. Gene Ontology annotation, biological process: interstrand cross-link repair; regulation of regulatory T cell differentiation. Lineage: Eukaryota; Metazoa; Chordata; Mammalia; Primates; Lemuridae.
AUGAUGGGCUCGGGGACGCCGGAGGCAGCCUGCGGCGCGGGGCCGGCGCUCUGCCGGAGGCCUUGGGCGGAGCUGCUGGCAGGAAGGGUCAAGAGGCAAAAGUAUAACCCUGAAAGGGAACAGAAGUUAAAGGCAUCAGCCGUGCACCUGCUGAGAAGCCACCAGGACUUGAGUGACCUUUUGCUUGAGGUAGAAGGUCCAUCGUGCAAAAAAUUGUGUCUCAGCGAAUUGAUUGCUUGUGAGGGUCCUGAGCCCUCCACUGACCAUUCUAGUUCAUUUGUAGGGUCUGUUCUGCGGGACCAAGCCUCCAGGCUGGGGGUCCCGGUGGGAGUUCUGUCGGCCAGGGCGGUGGCCUGCAGCGUGGAGCGGAUCUGUGCGGCUGCAGCUGAGCCCCGUCGUGCUGCCCUGCUGGCCCCGGAGCAGAGAAGGAAACUGUCUUCCGUGUUGGAGACUGCUCAGUCCUUCCUGGCGCACAGCAUGUUCUCCCGUCUCGUCUUCUGUCAAGAAUUGUGGAAAGUGCAGAGUUCUUUGGUGUUUGAAGCUGUGUGGUGUCUUCAUGUACAAAACGUCGUGAGCCUGCAGGAGCUGGUGGAAAGCCACUCCGACGUGCGGGCCUUGGGGCGGUGGCUCUUCAGGAACCUGUGUCUCCUGUGUGAGCAGACAGAGGAGUCCAGUGAGGACACGGACGUCGCCAGAGCUGUGCUUUCCGGUCUUGUACGAAUGUUUGUUCUGAGGGGAUUUCAGAACCACUCAGAUGCGAGAAGAACUGUGGAGCCAGACAAGAUGCCGCAGGUCGCCCUUGACGUGCUGCAGAGGAUGCUGACCUUUGCCCUGGAUGCUCUGGCUGCCGGUGCACAGGACGGGUCCCCCUUGCACAACGCGGUGAGGUGCUGGUUUGGCGUGUUCGGUGGAGACACGUGUUGGGGCAUGACGUCCACAGACUCUCCAAAGAGGUUUUUCGGUCAUACUCUGACGCAGAUCCUCACACACAACCCUGUGCUGAAAGCGUCCGAUGCCGUCCAGGCGCAGAGAGAGUGGAGCUUCGCGCGGACCCACCCUCUGCUCAGCGCUCUGUACCGCAGGCUCUUUGUGAUGUUGAGUCCGGAGGAGUUGGUUGGCCAUUUGCAAGAAGUUUUGGAAACCCAGGAGGUGAAUUGGCAGCGUGUGCUGUCCUGCGUGUCCACGCUGGUUGUCUGCGUCCCAGAAGCACAGCAGCUGGUCAGCGGUUGGGUGGCCCGUCUGACGGCCCAAGCAUUCGAGAGCUGCCACCUGGACAGCCUGCUCACCGCGUUCCUGAUCGUGCGCCAGGCUGCUCUGGAGGGUCCCUCUGUGUUCCCGUCCUACGCAGACUGGUUCAAGGCCUCCUUUGGGAGCUCACGGGGCCACCACGCCUGCAGCAAGAAGGCUCUGGUCUUCCUCUUCAAGUUCCUGUCGGACCUCGUGCCCUUUGAGGCCCCCCGGUACAUGCAGGUGCACAUCCUCCACCCACCCCUGGUGCCAAACAAGUACCGCUCCCUCCUCACGGACUACGUGGCGCUGGCCAAGACACGCCUGACUGAUCUCAAGGUUGGUAUCGAAACCAUGGGGCUGUAUGAGGACGUGUCGUCGGCUGGGGACGUUCCCGAGCCCCGCAGCCAAGCGCCGCAGGAUGUUGACAAGGCCAUCGCGGUGUUUGAACACACGGGCAGAAUCCCAGUCACCGUCAUGGAGGCCAGCAUAUUCAGGAGGCCCUACUACGUGUCGCACUUUCUCCCUGCCCUGCUCACACCUCGAGUGCUCCCGAAAGUCCCUGAUUCCCGAAUGGCUUUUAUAGAGUCCCUGAAGAGAGCAGAUAAGAUCCCCCCGUCUGUGUACUCUGCCUACUGCCACGCCUGCUCCGCCGCUGCAGAGAAGACUCCAGAAAAUGCAGCGCCAGGAUCGAGGGCAGAGCCCGGCGGUGCUGAGGAGGCCCUGGGGCGGCUCGCGGCUGCGCUGGGAGAACUCAGAGCCUGCAUGAGAGACCCCGACCGCUACGACGUCGUGUCCGCUCAGAUGGCAGUGAUCUCUGACAGACUGGGCGCGGCCUUGCGUCGCGGUAAGGACGACGGCAGCCGCGAGACAUCAGAGGGCCGGCUCAGCGCCGUCUCUGCGAGACUCGGGCAGCAGGAGCAGGAGGUGGCGGACCUCCUGCUGACUUCCUUCUGUCAGAACCUCCUGGCGGCCUCCAGCUUCGCGCCCCCAGAGAGGCAGGGCCCCUGGGCCACCCUGUUCGUGAGGACCGUGUGUGGGUGCUCCGUGCUGCCAGCGGUGCUCUCCCGGCUCUGCCAGCUGCUCCGCCUCCAGGGCCCGAGCCUGAGUGCCUCCCACGUGCUGGGCUUGGCCGCCCUGGCCGUGCACCUGGGGGAGCCCGGCUCUGCGCUCCCUCCUGCCCCUGCCGGGGGCCUUCCCUUCCCCGACCUGCUCGAGGGCCUCCUGAGCUGCCGGACGCGGGAGUCCUCGCUCUUCUGCCUGAGAUUUUGUACAGCGGCCAUUUCCUAUUCUUUGUGCAAAUUUUCUUCCCAGUCACGUGAUAUUUUGUGCAGUUGUUUACCUCCGGGCCUCAUAAAAAAGUUUCAGUUCCUCGUGCUCAGAUUGUUCCCGGAGAGCCGAGAACUUCCCUCCCAGGAGGACACAGCGGGCCCUCCCUGGAGUCCCACGUGCCUUGCGCCUGCGGACUGGCGGGGAGCCACGCUCUUGCUGUGGAGACAGAGCACCUUCCAGGAGCUGCUGAAGGAGAGAGACUUGCACUUGACUUACAGGGACUGGUUGCGGCUGGAACUGGAGGUGCAGCCCGAAGCCGACACGCUUUCAGACCCAGAGAGGGAGGACUUCCACCAGUGGGCGAUCCGUGAGCGCUACCUCCCUGCGCCUGCCACCGCGGGGGGCUGUGACGGGGACCUGGAGGUGGCGUGCGCGGUCCUUGUCGACGUGCUGAUGGACUCCUGCCAGAGUUCGAGGAGUUGUGACCACUCGGAGGAUUCUGAUUGGGCCCCCGGUGGCCGCACAGGGAAUGGGGACAUUCUCUCCAGGUUGCAGGAGAUGAACGUGGAGCUGGGGCUGGAGCGGGGUGGCCGCCCCCCCUCGCGGGCUCACUUCCUCUUCCGGGUUUUCCGCACGAGGCUCCAGGCUCUGCCCAGCGGGUGGGACGUGGCCGCCAGCCUCCAGAGACAGCGGGAGCUGCUCAUGUACAAACGGCUGCUCCUCCGCCUGCCGCCUUCUGUUCUCCUGGGCAGCUUCCCGGCCGAGCCGCCCGCCGCCCCCCACUGCGAGGACUUCUUCCACCUGGUCAACGCCGAGCUGAGAGACUCGUGCUCCCAGGGAGGCGCCCUGACGCACGACAUCACGGCCCACUUCUUCAGGGGCCUGCUGCACGCCUGUCUGCAGAGCAGCGACCCCUCGCUGGCGGCCGACCUGCUGCUGGCCGAGUGCCAGGCCCGCUGCCCCCUGAUCCUGACGUCUGCGCUGCGCUGGUGGCCGAGGCUGGAGCCCGUGCUGCUGUCCCAGUGGCGGCGGAGCUGCCGGAACCCGCUGCCCCGGGAGCUGCAGAGGCUGCAGGACGCCCGGCGCUUUGCCAGGGACUUCCUGUCCCCUGAGGCAGCCUCCCCGCCCCCCCACCUGGCCUGGCUCUCGGCCGCCGCCUUGCACUUCGAGAUUCAGCAGGUCAGGAAGGAAGACGUAGGGAGACAGCUGCGGAGGCUGGACGGUGCGACAGAGGAGCUUUUAGUUUUCCUUUUUUUCUUUUCCUUGAUGGGCCUGCUGUCGUCACAUCUGACCCCAAAAGAGGCCGGCGACUCCCUGCAGGCUCUGGCCGUGUGCGCCGAGGUCCUGGCAUGUUUGCAGAGGAGGAGGAUUCCCUGGCUGGCGCUCUUCCAGCUGACGGAGACGGAUGCCGGGCUGGGGCAGCUCCUCCUCCGCGUGGCCCCGGCGCAGCAGGCCCGGUUGCUGCCCUUCGCCUUCUACAGUCUCCUCUCCUCCUUCGACGAAGACGCGGCUGUCAGGGAGGAGGCCUUCCUGCCUGUCGCCGUCGACAUGUACCUGAAGCUGAUCCGGCUCUUCGUGGCUGGAGAGACAAGUGCGGUGUCGCUUCUGGCCGGCAGGAACCCAGAGCUCCAGGGCCAGGGCAGCCCUGUAGAACUCAUCACAAAAGCUCGUCUUUUCCUGCUGCAGUUGAUACCUCGCUGCCCGAAAGAGAGCUUCGUAGACAUGGCGGAGCUGCUGGCUGAUCGUGGGGACUGUGACCCAGAAGUGAGCGCCGCCCUCCUGCGCAGGCAGCAGGCUGCGCCCGACGAACCUUACCGGGAGCCCCCCCUCUUCCACCUGGACCCGUCGCCAUGCACCAGCCCAGCUCCUUUGUGAAUAAUUUAUUACAAGCAUAACAUGGAGCUCUUGUUGCACUAAAAAGUGGAUUACAAACCUC